This is a messenger RNA of Uloborus diversus, 666 nucleotides long. RefSeq names its product alpha-N-acetylgalactosaminide alpha-2,6-sialyltransferase 6-like. NCBI's taxonomy places the organism in Eukaryota, Metazoa, Arthropoda, Arachnida, Araneae, Uloboridae. Bases 97 to 666 code for a protein of 189 amino acids. The record is from RefSeq and is a predicted model, not a curated record. Gene Ontology annotation, biological process: ganglioside biosynthetic process. The transcript is spliced from 5 exons. Gene Ontology annotation, molecular function: alpha-N-acetylgalactosaminide alpha-2,6-sialyltransferase activity.
UUUUGUUAUUUUCGCUGCCGGUACAUGAUGCAAUACAACUCGUUUUUGUCAACACUGUUAGUAUAGUGCUACUGUCGCAGCUGAGUGUGUAUCGCAAUGUCGAAGAAGAUUCGCAGCUGCUUUUUUGGAAUCAUCUUCAUUUUUUCCCUCAUGACACUACAUUUUGUAAUGGUCAACUUGUAUUUUGGUAGAAAAGAAACUAAUCGUUCUUCAGACUGGAAUGAUGGCGAUUACCUUGGAAUAGACGGUGAAUUUACACCGUUCCCCAUUCAUUGCUCUACGUGUGCUCUUAUUGGAAUGUCAGGUCAUCUUCUAAAUUCCUCACUUGGUAAAGAAAUUGACGAUGAUCACUUGUGCGUUUUCCGACUGGGAUUUUCACCAACUAAAGGAUUUGAGCUUCAUGUUGGAUCUCGAACUACCGUGAGAAUUGUGGAUAGUUUUCGGUUUUAUCCAUUCUUGAAGCAGCCUUGGAAAUUAGCGACUGGUCCAUAUAAGUCUGACAUAUGGAUAGUGUUCGAUCGACAAACGGGUGACAUAAGUCGCUUCCACGGUCCCGUCCUCAGGGAUCUGGUUAAAAAGAUGAACUCUCGCUUUUUGUGGAUGGCCCGGAGGGCAGAAAGAGAUGUCUUGAAAUCACUAUCUGAAGCAAACCAGAACAUUGGGUAA